AUGGCGACUAUGGAACACGAACCCGAUGGCUCUGAGAUAGACCCUAUCUGGACUACGAGCCGCACCGCUCGGCAGAUCUAUGCGCUGGGGGAAGUGGAUAAGGAUAUAACGCGACUUCUGGCAUUAGCUGCAUCCUCCAUCUCACUGUUGACGCUCCCGCAGACGGAUUCGCCGGAGGACAACCUACCGCAGGGCGAGGAGAGAUCUGAGCAGUUUGUUUUGGAAGUCAGCGAGUACUUUGAGCGCCUCGAUUCUAUCCAAGUUGCAAUUCGCUCGUCUCUGGCUCAUAUCAGACAUUCUCGCAUCGCACCGUCAGCUAUCAACGCGCCCCCGCCGGGCUCAGUCCCUCCUUCACUAGGAGUUGGACUGCCUUCAGAUGGUAGCACGACAGCACGGAACCGGGGCCUUCAGGAAGAAAGGCUUGAGCGAGACGCCUGGAAGGGUAUCCUUGCUGCCUUGACGCGUAUCAAGGAGGCACAAGAGUCGAAGAUGAAGGUGGACUCGGAAAAUCCCAGCGUGUCGAGAUGA
Molecule: messenger RNA, 528 nt
Organism: Cyclocybe aegerita
Lineage: Eukaryota; Fungi; Basidiomycota; Agaricomycetes; Agaricales; Hemipholiotaceae
Source: the annotation of a GenBank genome assembly